Emericellopsis atlantica is the source of this 2043-nucleotide messenger RNA. RefSeq names its product transmembrane amino acid transporter protein-domain-containing protein. The coding region runs from base 1 to 2043 and encodes 680 amino acids. Gene Ontology annotation, molecular function: amino acid transmembrane transporter activity. The record is from RefSeq and is a predicted model, not a curated record. The transcript has 5 exons. Lineage: Eukaryota; Fungi; Ascomycota; Sordariomycetes; Hypocreales; Bionectriaceae. Gene Ontology annotation, cellular component: vacuolar membrane. Gene Ontology annotation, biological process: amino acid transmembrane transport.
AUGGCCCCUGCUACCGGAAAGCCAACAUGGGUUGGCUCUGAAGGGCGCGUCUCGACGCCUGGCAGUUCUCCCUCCGACAGCUUGAGAGAAGGUCAAGCUCUGCUGGACGACGACGAGCUCGGUGGUUCACCCAUGCGCGACCGCAGACGGUCCUCCAACACCAACCGCCUGGCUGCAAUGGCCGACAUUGGGGGCGUGAAUAGCUUCCGGUCCUUCGCCCGCAGUUGGCAGCGCGCGGCCGGGUUCACAGAGGUCCUCCCCCGCCGGCCGAGCUUUGUCUAUGCGGACGAGCGCACAGUCGACGAUCCGAGCACCGAGGACUUGCAAUACGGACGGAGCUACCCCCCGCAACGGCCUCCACCGCCGUCGAGGGGCCUGUUGAGCGCGCACCUGGAAUCUUCGCAGGCCCAGGAGGAACAACAGGGAUCCGACCAAGGCAGAGAAAAUGGCGAGCCCAGCACCGAUCCAAUCUACGACUCGGCAAGAGAAGACUUUCGGGAGCGUGAAAGCAAGGCUUUCGACGCCGAGAUGGCCAGUGGUGCCCUCCUAGGCCCCAGUGUCUCAAGUCGAUCCAGCAUAUUCGCAAACCCUCCUCAUCUCGCAACCCCCUCCAUCAUUGGUAGCUACGGGUCGCAUCGAAGCUCAGCCUACGGCACCAUGGGCCGAGGGUCCAUGCAGAGCCACAGACCUUCGGUCGGCGAGGCCGGCGAGCAGGACGAGGACGAGGAGGAUGCAGCGCACGGCGAACAUGAGCCCAUCCUCGUCAAGGAGGUGAAGCAGGGCGACAAGGUGAUCCUGACGGUCGAGGGCCAGAGCACUAUGCCCCAGUCUGUCUUCAACUCCAUCAACGCCAUCAUCGGGGUCGGCAUCCUCAGCUUGCCCCUGGCUUUCAAGCUGUCUGGCUGGAUCAUUGGGUUCGUGCUACUGACCCUGACAGCCUCUGUCACGGGCUAUACUGGCAAGUUGCUGGCAAAGUGCAUGGAUGCCGAUCCCAGUCUGAUCACCUACUCGGAUCUUGCCUACGUUUCUUUCGGGUCGCGGGCUAGGGUGGUUGUCUCCGCACUGUUCUCGCUGGAGCUCAUUGCAGCAUGUGUGGCUUUGGUCAUCCUUUUUGCCGACUCGUUGGAGAUUCUCUUGCCUGGCCUGGCUACUGUCGACAUGUGGAAGUGUGUCUGUGCUGCGCUCAUCCUGCUCCUCAACGCCUUGCCGUUGCGGUUCCUGAGCUACACCAGCGUCAUCGGCAUCUUUUCGACGUUUUGUAUUGUUUGCAUUGUCAUCGUAGACGGCCUUGUCAAAGACCAUGCCCCGGGCUCUUUGCGGGAACCAGCAUCAACACAUCUCCUGCCCACGAAUUGGCUUGCUCUGCCACUAGCAUACGGCUUGCUGGCCUCCCCGUGGGGUGCCCACAGCGUCUUCCCCAGCAUCUAUCGAGACAUGCGGCAUCCCGCAAAGUGGGGAAAGGCCGUGACGAUCACGUUCUCUUUCUCUUACGUUCUCGAUACAUGCCUUGCCAUCAUAGGCAUCAUCAUGUUUGGUGACGGCAUCAGCGACGCUAUAACCUCCAACAUUUUGAGGACGACUGGAUACCCCAGGGCGUUGACAAUCAUCAUGUGUGUCUUUGUUGCCAUCAUACCGCUAACCAAGAUCCCCCUCAACGCGCGGCCCUUGAUCACUACUGCGGACGUGCUCUGUGGCGUCCAUGAGACGUCGUCCCAUGCCCACCACGGCCAUCGUCCCCUCGCCGGCCGCGCCAAGAUGAUCCAUUUGACCAUCAGAGGCGUCAUCCGCACAACGGUGGUGUUGGUCCUGCUACUCAUAUCUAUCCUGUUCCCCGCGUUUGACUCAGUCUGCGCAUUUCUCGGUGCUGCGCUCUGCACCCUCAUCUCCAUCAUCCUCCCCAUCUCGUUCUAUCUCAAGCUGUACUGGAAGGACAUUGAGCAGUCAGAGGCCACAUUCCUGUGGCUGCUGCUCGCCGUCUUUUCGGUCCUGGGGACAGUCGGGACAGUCUGGACAUUUCUACCAAAGGAAUUCAUUGGAGUAUGA